Messenger RNA from Sinocyclocheilus anshuiensis, 1686 nucleotides. RefSeq names its product filamin-C-like. NCBI's taxonomy places the organism in Eukaryota, Metazoa, Chordata, Actinopteri, Cypriniformes, Cyprinidae. Bases 1 to 828 code for a protein of 275 amino acids. Gene Ontology annotation, biological process: actin cytoskeleton organization. The transcript is spliced from 5 exons. Gene Ontology annotation, molecular function: actin filament binding. The record is from RefSeq and is a predicted model, not a curated record.
AUGGCUUACACACAGUUAGCCAAAGGGCAUUUUAUCUAUAAACACGCCAUACGGUUUAUUCCACGGGAGAAUGGCGUCCACUCCAUCGAUGUCCGUUUUAACGGGAGUCACAUCCCAGGCAGUCCCUUCAAGAUCCGUGUAGGAGAACCCGGCCAGGCAGGAGAUCCAGGAAUGGUGACGGCUUUUGGGCCCGCACUGGAGGGGGGAACUACAGGUGUAGCGUCAGAUUUCAUUGUAAACACGUGUAACGCUGGCUCAGGAGCUCUGUCGGUCACCAUCGACGGCCCAUCGAAGGUGAAGAUGGAUUGUCAGGAGUGUCCAGAAGGAUACAAGGUCACCUACACACCCAUGGCUCCCGGCAGCUACCUCAUCUCCAUCAAAUAUGGAGGACCGCAGCAUAUCGUGGGCAGCCCCUUCAAAGCCAAAGUCUCUGGUGCACGUCUCUCCGGAGGACACUCUCUACACGAAACGUCAUCGGUUCUGGUGGAAACGGUCAUGAAAUCGUCCUCAGUGGCCGGAUCUUUCUCUACUCUGCCAAAGUUCUCGUCUGAUGCCAGUAAGGUGAUCUCCAGGGGGGCCGGACUCUCCAAAGCCUUCACUGGCCAGAAGAACACCUUCACAGUGGACUGCAGUAAAGCAGGGACAAACAUGUUAAUGGUAGGAGUGCACGGGCCAAAGACUCCCUGUGAGGAAGUGUACGUCAAACACAUGGGCAACAGAAUGUACAAUGUCACAUACACAGUGAAGGAGAAAGGCGACUACAUCCUGAUAGUCAAAUGGGGCGAAGAAAUGGUGCCCGGAAGCCCUUUCCACGUCACCGUGCCUUAAAGACUGUCUUUAGACCCUCUCCUCUAUGCAAAGACUCUACUGAUCGUCCUGGGAAAGAGACGGGACUCACCGACAAUGCCUUUUCAUGACAUAUUAAUCAAGAAAACCGCUUCUAUAUCUGCAUACGCUUUAUUCAAAGUCCAUUAUGUGCUCAUUUCACACUCGGUUAUGUAUCGUCAUUUUUUGUAUUCUGUUAUUUUAGAUGUUGUGAGACUAGACAAUGUUUGAAUGAUGAAAUGCUAAUUUGAAGACGCUUCGUGCUGAAUCACAUCCAUCUUGUAACCAGUGAAGUUACUGUCUGGACCAUUUACAGAAAGCUGAAUUAUUUUAUCUUUUUUUUUUUUUAAAUCUAAUGCUAAAAACUGGUCUUAUUUUUGUGAUGGAAUAACACUAUUUAGUCUGGACUAGGUUUGAAGCCAGUCCUAAUCAAGGGAUUAGUUUGAGCGGAGAAAGCCUGAUAUUUAAGUCCUGGUGGACAAGGUUCAGACUCACGCUGGGUCUAAACCGGUCCCGGGUGGCCCAGCACCCCUGCAGAAUGGGUUGUGUGAUUGGUUAGAUUUUUUUGUACCAAGCGGUGUAGCAAAAACCGUUCAGCAUGUGAAUGUUUGAAAUCCCACAGUUUUUACAGUGACUAUGUUAAAGAGCAACAUUUUAUAGUGAUUUUAUAUCUAUGAAUUUAAAAUAGAAAUGUAUGGAGAGACACUAAUUGUUUGAUAUUUUAAUCUACUGUUUGGUAAAACUGUGCUGGCAUAUUAAAGUUUUAAUUGCUAACGUGCUGUUUAUUGAUGUCCAUAUUAUAAUAUCUUAUAUUAAAAAUAUUAAUAAUUAUAUUUACUAUUUAUAAUAUUUAUUAUGAUU